Messenger RNA from Penicillium maclennaniae, 1221 nucleotides. RefSeq lists its product as uncharacterized. The record is from RefSeq and is a predicted model, not a curated record. The transcript has a single exon. Bases 1 to 1221 code for a protein of 406 amino acids. NCBI's taxonomy places the organism in Eukaryota, Fungi, Ascomycota, Eurotiomycetes, Eurotiales, Aspergillaceae.
AUGUGUGCCCUCGUGAAGACCGCGUUGGCGCUCCCGGUCUUGGGCCUCGUCUCGAUCCCGCUCCUUCUCUCUGCAUGGGUGACCAUCUCCAUUGCCCUGCUCACUCUAUGUGUUCGGCUGGGCAUCGUGUACAUCGAGCUAGUCUCGGCAUUUCUGGUCAAUUUCUUCACGUUGCCAGCAUCAUCUACAUCAUUUCUGACAUUCGCUUCAUCUGAACCCCCGACACCAAUCGCAUCAAGGAGAAACUCGGGGCAUGGGCCCAUCCAGUCUCGCAGAAGCAAUGACUCUCUUUUAACAUUGGGACUUACCCACGAUGAGAGCUCGAAACCCAGGCAGAAAAGCUAUGCGCGUAGCAUGGCCGAGGCGCAUUUGCCCCCGACUCCGUUCAUCGACGAAAGUCGAGACUUUGAAGGUGUCGGUGGCUGGCGCUCGUUUCACGACUCGAAACGGCGUGGGUCUCACACAAAUGAAAAGCCAUUGAGUUCUCACUCAUCCUCAGCGCCGAGCAUCGCAGGUGAAGUCGACAUUGACGAUGAAAUUGACGAUGAAGUCGCAUGGCUCUCGUUGAACCAUAGACUCGAAUUGCCUUCUCAAGUCAUUGCUGUAGGAUCCACCACAGGAUCAAAUAUACAUAGUCCGAUCCUCAGUCCACGCAGCGUCAACAAUAUUCACGCAUUCAUGCCUGUGUCUUCGAGAUUCCACCAUGCCCAGCCUGAGCAGCGACACCAUCAUCGCUCACAUACGACGUCGUCGUUGACUACAUCUCACCGUCAAACGGGAAGCGGUCUUUUUCUCGGCCUUGCCAAAAGACUAGAUCAGUCUCGAGAUUCUGGCCAUUCUAUCUCGCCAUCAGUAUCGCGUGCUGCUCCCUUUGUGACUCCACAGCCUUACUCGCAUGUGCAGCCACGAUCUCUUACCCGAUCUGUGAAUGGGACUCAUGUAAAUGGAAACUUGUCUAGAGAUGGCUCGUUUGAUGGUACCGGCGGAAAUGGCGGUGGGUACUUCGCUAUCCCGCGUCUUGGAUCAUGGUAUAUGCCUUCGCUUUCGGGGAGGGAGACGCCCAGCACGAGUGGGUACACGACACCUGGAAUGGGGUUGCCAGGAGAAGAGCCGUUGCAUUUGACCCGUUUGAUGGCGCACUAUCCUGCCAGCGUCAGGCACCGAAGGCGGAGUAUCUCGGGACCUCAUGCGCGAGCACCUGGACUUGCAGAACGAGGAUGA